Myotis daubentonii (Daubenton's bat) is the source of this 4394-nucleotide messenger RNA. RefSeq names its product WD repeat and FYVE domain containing 1 (gene WDFY1). Lineage: Eukaryota; Metazoa; Chordata; Mammalia; Chiroptera; Vespertilionidae. Gene Ontology annotation, biological process: positive regulation of toll-like receptor 4 signaling pathway; positive regulation of toll-like receptor 3 signaling pathway. The record is from RefSeq and is a predicted model, not a curated record. Gene Ontology annotation, cellular component: early endosome. Gene Ontology annotation, molecular function: metal ion binding; protein binding.
CGGGAGCCCCAGCGAAACCGGCGGGUCUGGCCGCCCCGCCCGCCGCGGUCAGCUGAUGGGCCGCCCUCCCCGAGGCCGCCGCCGCCGCCGCGCGAACAUGGCGGCCGAGAUCCACUCCAGGCCGCAGAGCAGCCGCCCGGUGCUGCUGAGCAAGAUCGAGGGGCACCAGGACGCCGUCACCGCCGCGCUGCUCAUCCCCAAGGAGGACGGCGUGAUCACCGCCAGCGAGGACAGAACCAUCCGAGUAUGGCUGAAGAGAGACAGCGGCCAGUACUGGCCCAGCAUUUACCACACAAUGGCCUCUCCUUGCUCGGCUAUGACUUACCAUCAUGAUAGCAGGCGGAUAUUUGUGGGCCAGGAUAACGGAGCCGUCAUGGAAUUUCAUGUUUCUGAAGAUUUUAAUAAAAUGAACUUUAUCAGGACUUACCCAGCUCAUCAGAACCGGGUGUCUGCGAUUAUCUUCAGCUUGGCCACGGAGUGGGUGGUCAGCACCGGUCACGACAAGUGUGUCAGCUGGAUGUGCACCCGCACCGGGGACAUGCUCGGGAGGCACCUCUUCCCCUCCUGGGCUUCGUGUUUGCAAUACGAUUUUGAUACCCAGUAUGCUUUUGUUGGCGAUUAUUCUGGACAGAUCACCCUGCUGAAGCUGGAACAGGACACCUGCUCAGUUAUCACAACCCUCAAAGGACAUGAAGGUAGUAUCGCCUGCCUCUGGUGGGACCCCAUCCAGCGGUUACUCUUCUCUGGAGCCUCUGACAACAGCAUCAUCAUGUGGGACAUCGGAGGAAGGAAGGGCCGCACGCUCCUGCUCCAGGGCCACCAUGACCGGGUGCAGGCGCUGUGCUACCUUCAGCUCACGAGGCAGCUCGUCUCCUGUUCCUCGGACGGCGGGAUUGCUGUGUGGAACAUGGACGUUAGCAGAGAAGAGGCUCCUCAGUGGUUAGAAAGUGAUUCUUGCCAGAAAUGUGAGCAGCCCUUUUUCUGGAACAUAAAGCAGAUGUGGGACACAAAGACACUGGGGUUGAGACAGCACCACUGCAGGAAGUGCGGGCAGGCCGUCUGUGGGAAGUGCAGCAGCAAGCGCUCAAGCUACCCCGUCAUGGGCUUCGAGUUCCAGGUCCGCAUGUGUGACUCCUGCUAUGACUCCAUCAAGGAUGAGGAUCGGACUUCUCUAGCAACCUUUCAUGAAGGAAAACAUAACAUCUCCCACAUGUCCAUGGAUGUUGCCAGGGGACUGAUGGUGACCUGUGGGACCGAUCGCAUUGUAAAGAUAUGGGACAUGACGCCCGUGGUGGGCUGCAGCCUGGCGACCGGCUUCUCUCCACACUGACCCGGGAGCCGCGAGGUCUGCACCUUCCCAGCGGCAGCCGGUACAAGCGCCACCCUUCCCUGUGGCACCACAGUCACCGUCACGUGGACAAACAGGAGCCACUUAAACACAGAUCAACACUUUUCAAAGGAAAAAAAAUGUAAAGAUGUGUUUUGGGGCAUUUGUGGACCUACCUGUGGUUCCCGAAGAAUGGAAUCCCUCCAGCAAAGCUUCCUCACAAACAGUGAGCUGAUGUGGACAAGAUUGAUCUAGCAAAUAGAGUUUUAGAGAAAAAAAUAUUGAACUAAAGAGUUGAUGCCUAAAAUGUUCUUAUAACAACUGUGAGUACACGCACACAUUCCCCUGGACCUGCUGGGCCUCCGAGCCCUGUGGCUGCUGUGGGAGCAGGAGUCAGGCGGGCACCUGCUUUACACUUAGUUAUUGACACUCAUUAGAGACAUCUGUUCUCUUCAGUGCCAUCUGCACCUAGUAUUUGGCUCACUUCACUUGUUUGUCCUGCGGGCAGUAAGCCAUGGGCGAACCUCAUGGUGGUUGUGAGUGAAUUCCUCUAUUAACCAAGCAGUCCAAGUUCUUCCUUCCCCUCACACAUGCUCUGAGGACAAAAUGCUUUUGUGUUGCCACUACCAUGGGAGUCACACAGCUGCCUGACUGUUUGUCAUUGCAGUUAGUAAUGACUGAUGGAAAACCCAGCUACCAGCCUGUGUGCGGUGGGAAUGAUCAUUCUGUUCCAUGGAACAGCCCAGUCCUCCUAAGAGACACUUUCUAUUUCUAGUUCAGGGUGAGCCCCAUGAUAUUGUGGCAGUUAAUAUACACCUCAGACAAGAACUCCAAAGCUUUUUAAACAAUGUUGACUUGUAGUCAUUGUAACUAAUAUUAAUUAUAUUAGUUACAUAACAACUUGCAAAAUCUGUUGUAUCAAAUGGUGUUUGAAAGGGUUUUGGCCACUUAGUACCAGAAGGGGGAAGAGGUAGGAGAAGGGGCACCUGCUUUUAGUAUUCAGAUAUUUAUUGUUUGUUUUUAACAAUAAUACAUGCAUCUAUCACUUUAUGGCUAUGGAAGUGAAUGGAGAGAGGCCUACAUUUUUUAAGGAUAAAUUUAAAAAUAGCAACAAUAUUUUUGUUAGUCUGACUGAUGGAUAUUGAUAGAGGCUCACUACUGUGUUACUCUGUCGGGUUUGUAUGAAGACGACGUUAUUCUACCCGAUACAAGUAAGGGACUCACCCUGUGUCUAACAGCAGCUCAGAGGAACUGUAACAUUUGACAGGCAGUUAAACUGAAAUGCCAAAUGGCGAAGGGACACACAUGCUGCGGGAAAGGGAUGGGGUCAGGCACACCCUGUUUUAGAAUGAUCUGCGGAGAAAGUUGACUUGCCUCAGAAAUAAGACCGAAGGGUGUGUUGCUCCUUGUAAUUUUUGUAUUAUAUCACCUGAAAAAGUUGUUUUCUCUAAAAACUUUCCCUAGGCUUUCUGCAAAAUGUACAUUACUAAUAUAAUCUGGAAGGAAAAUCGAGUGAUGCUAACUUCUAAAUGGCAUCAUUGACUGUUGACUUGUGUUCAGUUAGGGUUCAGCCCCACAAAGGUGCUAUCCUGGGGAUUUUAUGAAGUCCUGAAAGGAAAAUAGAAUGUGAUCAAUUCUUUUCCACAAUGAAGAGCACUGAACUGUGGUUCCAUUUUUCUUUAUUCUGUAAAAUGUGACUUUAAAUGUCUGUGGUAGACUGAGUAGAACAUCACAGCUGCUAAGAAUAUGCCAUAGCUUUCAAACUUCUUUUUAUUUUAUAAAAACUUUUUAAUGAAGAACCCCAAUGCUCCAUAGAGACUAAGAUUGUGAUAGUGCCUCCCAAGGGGUUAAGCUAAUAAUAUAAAUCAAGGAGGAAAUGCAUAUUUAAGAAAGAAUUAGAGUGUGGUAUCGGGAAAGGAAAGGAGAUGUUUCCGUGUUGUCUUCUCUCCGUCUGAGCCUGUUACCAUUUUUCUGUAUGAAAACACACGUGGCAGCCUUGUCUUGCCUCUGUCACAAACUAAGCAGCAAAUGAGGGCAUAUUUUCUAUAGAGGUGGGCAAAAAUUAUUUUCUCAAUUUUACUGACUUGGGCACAUAAAGAUAGUACAGCUAGGCGUAUAGUUAUUGCCUUACUUUACUGUGUUCCUCUUAAACGGGUCACUUUAGAUAGUUCUUCAAGUAACGUUUACUGGUUUUUCCAUUCCUGGGAUACUCACGCUCAUUUGUACAAACAGGGGUUAAGAAAUAUAGAAUGUUAGAGAAGAUCCUUAUGCUUAGCCCUAGUAUGUAUAGGACAUGAAAAUGCCGAUUCUUUUUUAAACAUGUUUUUAAGUUGCCCUUUAUUAGUGCAGGUGAUGGAGAUAUCUCUAUAGCAAUAGGUGGAAACAUUAUUCAUUUCAUUGUAAAUCUCUGUUUGCUAUGUCCUAGUCCUGUCCUGCUCCUGGUGGAUAUAAACAAACAUAUUGGUCUAGACGGUGUCACUUUGUCCUCUCUGUACAGAAUUCAGUUUGUUCAUGUCCACAUUUUUAAGUUGAAACUGGCCCAAGUAUGUAAUAAACUCGAUAGUGGCUCACACCCAAGGAACUAUUUUCUAAGAUCAGUUUUUUUAAAAAUUAGUUUCUACUUCCAUUACUGGAUCUGAUAUCUCUUAAAAUGUAAGAAACUCAGUUACUAUUAAUGAUAAACCAUCUGCUCAUUAUAAAUGUGAGGCUUAACAAAUAAGUAAGACAUGCUAUAUUUAUUCAUUGUGAGCAGAUUACUGAAUGCCUACUCUAUUUUCUGCAGUUUAUUAUACAGCAACUCUUUGAGUAAGUUGAAGUUUAAUUGUGCGACAAAUUUGCAUUAGAAUAUACCACUUUAAGUGUUUUUCUCUAUAGCCUUUUUGACUGGGGAGUCAGGGCAAUGUUGAAUAGUACAUUUUGUCCCUGUACUAGCUAUGUUUCUAUAAGAUAUGGUGCCCUACGGAUCCCAGAGAGCUAAAAAUCUUUGUCCUUUGCUCCUAUUUGUGGGUUCUGUUUUUGUGGGGUUUUUCUGAGAAAAUGUGUACAAUAAAAUAUUCCUUGCUUGUUA